AUGGCGGCCGCGCUGCUGGCGCCGCACGCGGCGCCGCGGCCGAUCGCGCCGUGGCGCCGCCGCGCGAGCGCGAGGAGGCGUCGCGUCGCCGCGCCGGCGCAUUCUCCGUCCGAGACGACGCCAACGUCAUCAUCGAUCUCAUCGUCCAUCUCGAGACGACGCGUCCGCGCGCGUCCGUCCCUCGACGACGUUAACGACGACCGCGCGGGAACGACGAUGGGUCUCCUCGCGCCGACGCCGACGCCCGGCGCGCUCGGCGGCGCGUCCAGAAGGUCCCUCCCUCGACGCGAUAGGAUCCUGUCGCCGCCGACCGCGCUCGGCCGACGCGCGCGUCCCGUCUUCGGAGGCGGCAGGAGAUCCUCCAGCGUGUUCGAGCUCCAGGGCUCGUCGCCGUUCGUGGAAGACGCGGACGAGGACGGCGCGCUGUCGUGCGACCUGAGCGAUCGCGACCGCGUCGAUCGCGGGCUCGGGCUGAGACGAGCGCUGUCGGACGAGACGCAGUCGCGGCCGUUCCAGCCCCUCGGCGGCGAGGUGCUGCACAUCGGUUGGAUGCGCACGGAAUCGCAAGACACCAAGGUGAGCCGAAGCGAGGCGGAGCACGACCGCGAGUGCAUGGAAGCGCUGCUCGCGCACUACACCGUGGAGCCGGACAAGCAGCAGACGAUCCUGGACCGCGUCGAGCGCGGGUGGUCGGACGUGACCUUGCGCCUGGGUCAGGGGUACUACUGCCGGCUGCAGCGAUUCUCGGAGUUCGACACGCUCACGCUGAGCGGGCCGGGCAAUCCGGACGAAGCCGUGGACGCGCCGUGCCGCCCGUGGCAGUGGCUCCUGCCCCCCGGGUGGCUCGCGAAAGUCCCGGGCCGCGUGUUCCUGUGCUGCCACGUCCUCGCGCGGCACGCCGAGCCGUUCGUGGACGAGAGCGACGUGUGGACGGAGCUCGACCAGGUCACGCGGUCGGUGAAGUGGGAGGACCGGGUCACCGCGGCGGAGCUCGCGGAGGCGACGAUGAAGGAGACGGAAAAGUCGCUCGCGAGGGAGGAACUGCUCGUCUCGAUCGCGGAGCUGGAGGAUAACAUCGUCGCGGGGGAGCUGAACGACAGCAUCGACGAGAGCGUGGACGAGGACGACGUUUUGAAUCGCGUUGAAUCGGGGGCGCGCGAGAACGCGAACGGUCACUCUUCGCCGGCGAUGACGGCGGAGGACUGCGCGGAUCCGAUGGGCGCGCGCGCGGCGGAGGACGCUCGGCUCGCGGUGAUGGGCGCCGGCGGCGUCGUGACGCACGCGACGAACAGCGCGGUCGUCAGCGCGGUGCAGGAGGAGUGCCACGACGUGGUGUUGAACGCCGACGGCGUGAACGACGGUCGCGCGGCGGCGGCGGCGGCGGCGGCGACGACGAAGGAGGUCUGGGGGGGAAAUUCCGUCGUCGCGCGGAUACGCGAGGGGGGGGACGGGACGGAGAAGAAGAAGGAGAAGAGCGACAAGAAGAGCAAGGCGAAGAAGGCUCCGUCCGCGGCGUUCGGCACGGAGGAGUGGCAGAAGCAGCAGAAGAGCAAGCGACGCAGAGAGGAAAAGACCAUCAAGGAGAGUGAAAACGGCGACUCGCAAAAGAAAAACGAACGCCCCGCGUCGAGGCUACCGGAGUGGCGGACGUGGAGCACGCAGAUGGAGCACUCGCGGAUCGUCGCGAUGUCCGCGGGCUCGGACACGCGGUUUUACGCCAACUACCACAUCGACCAGGAGGGCGGGAUGCAGUGUCUGCUGUUGACGCCGAGAAAAGCCUCCGUCGUGCAAGCCGCGUUUCAGCUCCAACGAUUUCUCACCAUCGAGCAGUACCGGCUGCUGAUCUUGGCGCGGCUGCCCGCGGCGAAGGCGAGGUACCCGACGCUGUCUAAGCUGAACGACCAGUACACGUCCGUCUCGAGGCAGCUCACGCGGAUGAACCAGGGCGCGAAGAAGGGUAACUUCAUCGAGAGGAUGAAGCACAGGUUGGAGCGCGCCAAGCGGCAGCAGGCGUUGUUCGAGACCAUCUCCGAUCUCGAGCAGGCGACGGCGAGGGAGCUCGCGCGCGCGAAGAGCGAGGCCGCGCUCGUGGAGGCGUACGUGGACAUCAUCAACACGCGGUUCGAAGAGGCGGAGUACAGCCCCGUGGGCGGGGAGGUCCGGUUCCUUCCGCCGUUCGUGCGGAAGCGAUUAGAUCCCGCGGUGAGCACGAUUCAGAGCGUCGCGGAGCGCGCGGCGAUUCUCUCGAACGCGCUGCAACGCACCACGGGACUCUUACAGGCUGGCGUGGAGGUCCGAAUGCAGCGAAACUACGAGACGAUGUCGUUGUACGCGCUGAUGUUCACGAUCGUGGGGGUGAUCAUCACCGCGGUGACCGCGUGCAUCGAGGGGGGGGCGCUGCGCCCCGCGUUUCUGGCGUUUUGCCGAUGGACCGGCGACGUCCUCGCCAAGGCUGGCGCCGCGUUCUCUGGAAUAGGAGUCGCGUGAAGUAAAGCGCUAAUGCGUGUUAAAGAAAAAAUCUAAGCGUACUACGCACGCACACGUCGGACCUACUACGCUACAGGAACUGCUCCGCUUCCUGGUCCUUCACCCGCGUGGACUUCUUAUCCCCGAACACCCGCCUCGACCACAUCUUCUCCAAAUUCGUCUGGUCGCGCAGGCGCUUGUACCUCGCCAGCUUGGCGAGCGCGCGCGUCGUCAUCGACCGCAUCUCCGGCCGCAGAGACCCCCACUCCGCCUUCCCCAACGCGUGGAAGCGCACCUGCCGUCGCACCGAGCGCGCCGCCCACGCCGCCCUGAGCCGCGCGAACGCUUUCGGGGCGAGCCACGCGCCGAAGCAGACGAAUAAACACGCGAAGAAAAACGCGACGGAGUUUAUCCCGUAACGCUCGAAGAUGUCCUGAAACGCCGUCUCCUCCGCCGGCUCGACGUCCUUCAGCACGACGUCGCCGACGAUCGACACGGUAACGCCCGGCCCCAGCGACGUCAGCGUGAACGGGAAGAAGCUCGACGGAUCGGCCAGCAGCGCGGCGACUUUGCUCGACGCCUUCGCCUUCGCGGCGGUGACGUUGGCGUCGACUUCGGAAUCCGCGACGUAAAUUCCCGUCGGCGUCUCGUACGUGGCCACGACGACCACCUCGAGUUGCGCGGCGGCGACGCAGUUCGCGACGUUCUGACACGCCUUGCCGUCGACCAGGAGCUGCUCCGCGAGCAGCGCUCUUCUUCGCCGAGAUCGAGACCGCCGUCGCCCCUCGUACACCGCGCU
This is a messenger RNA of Micromonas pusilla CCMP1545, 3265 nucleotides long. RefSeq lists its product as uncharacterized. The transcript has a single exon. The record is from RefSeq and is a predicted model, not a curated record. Bases 1 to 2487 code for a protein of 828 amino acids. NCBI's taxonomy places the organism in Eukaryota, Viridiplantae, Chlorophyta, Mamiellophyceae, Mamiellales, Mamiellaceae.